Molecule: messenger RNA, 972 nt
Organism: Vicia faba (fava bean)
Lineage: Eukaryota; Viridiplantae; Streptophyta; Magnoliopsida; Fabales; Fabaceae
Source: the annotation of a GenBank genome assembly
AUGAGUGGAGAAGGAAAGGUGGUUUGUGUGACAGGUGCUUCUGGUUAUAUUGCUUCAUGGAUUGUCAAGUUCCUUCUUCAACGUGGUUACACCGUCAGAGCCACUGUCCGUGAUCCGAGUAAUCCCAAAAAGGUUGACCACUUGAUUAAACUUGAUGGUGCAAAGGAGAGGUUGCAACUCUUUAAGGCUGAUCUUUUGGAACAAGGUUCAUUUGACUCUAUUAUUCACGGCUGUGAUGGUGUCUUUCAUACUGCUUCACCUGUUCGUCAUGCCGUUGACGACCCUCAGGCUGAGUUGAUUGAUCCAGCACUAAAGGGAACUAUUAAUGUUCUUAAAUCAUGUGUGGAAUCACCAUCUGUGAAACGAGUAGUCUUAACUUCUUCUACUGCUGCAGUUGUAUUUAACACGAGGCCAAAGAAUCCAGAAGUCAUAGUUGAUGAGACAUGGUUUUCAGAUCCAGAUUUCUGUAGGGAAUCACAGUUAUGGUACGCACUUUCAAAGACUUUGGCUGAGGCUGCUGCAUGGAAAUUUGUAAACGAAAACAAGAUUGACAUGGUUGUUAUUAAUCCAGCAACUGUUUUAGGACCUCUCUUACAACCAGAGGUUAACCAAAGUGUUAAACCAAUUUUAAACCUAAUAAAUGGUAUACCUUUCCCAAAUAAUAUUCUUGGAUUGGUCAAUGUGAAAGAUGUUGCGAACGCACAUAUUCUUGCAUAUGAGAUUGCUUCAGCUAGUGGAAGAUAUUGUUUGGCUGAGAGAGCGAUACACUGCUCAGAACUUGCUAAGAUUUUACAUAAUCUGUACCCCACAUUUCAAAUUUCAGACAAGUGUGAGAAUGAAGAACCAUAUUUGCCAACGUAUCAGAUUUCCAAUGAAAAGGCUAAAAGCUUGGGAAUCGAGUUUACUCCUUUGGAAGUAAGCCUCAAGGAGACUUUGGAAAGCUUCAAGGAGAAAAAGAUUGUCGACUUUUAA